AUGAAAUUGCUGGCAUCUCAGUGGCAUCAACUGGUGCCAACCAUGUCAAAUCUCUCUGCAUGUUUUGGUUGUGGCAUUGGAUGGUUCUCGUUUUUAUUGGGGUUUGUAUUUCCACCAUUAUGGUACUAUGCUACAGUGCUUUACUUUGGAAACUAUUACCUUAAAGAUCCAAGAGAAAGACCUGGACUUGCAGCAUCAGCCAUUGCAGCUUUGAUUUGCUCGGUCAUUGUCUUGGUUUCCCUAGCUGCUGUUUUCUGUUAG
Molecule: messenger RNA, 261 nt
Organism: Humulus lupulus (European hop)
Lineage: Eukaryota; Viridiplantae; Streptophyta; Magnoliopsida; Rosales; Cannabaceae
Product: large ribosomal subunit protein eL20z-like
Exons: 4
Coding region: 1-261 (86 amino acids)
Source: RefSeq, a predicted model, not a curated record